This is a messenger RNA of Triplophysa rosa, 1561 nucleotides long. RefSeq names its product CD276 antigen-like. The record is from RefSeq and is a predicted model, not a curated record. Bases 175 to 975 code for a protein of 266 amino acids. The transcript has 5 exons. Lineage: Eukaryota; Metazoa; Chordata; Actinopteri; Cypriniformes; Nemacheilidae. Gene Ontology annotation, biological process: positive regulation of T cell proliferation; cellular response to lipopolysaccharide; immune response. Gene Ontology annotation, cellular component: external side of plasma membrane.
UUACUUUCGUUUUCAUAUCCUAAGCGUGGGACGUGUGUGUGUGUGUCUGUGAAUGGAUAUCAGAUACGUGAGAGUUGUAGACGUCAGCUAAAGUUGUUAACUAAUACAUCAACCCACAACCAGACUAUUUCAAUGAAAUGCGGAUUGAUUCAAUAAAGAGAAUCAGAUGUCGGGAUGAAUUUUGCCUUUGUGAAGCGAUCUGUGUGUUUCAGAGGAGUGUUCUUGCUGUUUUACUCUUGCUGUGAAGGCAGCACUGUUCUUAACAUCACAGCCAAAGCUGGACAUCCGGCGGUUCUCCCGUGUUCUUGCCCUAUACAUUCCCCUCCAUUCUUUAUCUGGCAGAAGAGCAAUGAUGUUGUAAAUUUGCUCAGAAACGAUGACAGGGAGACUCAAACAGCCCAGCAGUUUCAGAACAGAACACAUGUAAACAUUCAGUCCGGAAACUGCUCUAUAGUGUUCAAUACUGUACGUUUAUCAGAUGAGGGACUGUACACAUGUUACUACAGCAAGAUCCCUUUACGAAAGGAAGAAAUCCAUCUAAAGGUUACAGACCCCAGUAUGGCGUGUAACCAAAGCGAUGGCGUGUACCGCUGUCAGCUCACGGAACUUCAUCCCGAAGGAAAGAUCCUGUGGAAACACGACGGUCAACUUCUGCCAUUGUCUGUGCAGUGUACAACAGAUCCGAUCACAGGCUUGUGUAAUACCAGUGACUCCAUCACACUGACUGGCAAUAAUAAUGCAACGCUGACAUGUGAGGUGACAAAUUCCAACAUGGACAAUAUAGUCACUAUCUGCAAGCCAGCAAGUCCAGAUGCAGAACGGGUGACUCACAGCACUUCGAUGACAUCAUCAGUUUGUGGAUUUCUCACUGUCGCGAUUGUAAUUGCUGCUGUGUUUGUGGGCAUCGUGUGUAGAAAACGCCAGAGGAAAAGAGGAUGUAUUGCAACAUCAGGAGCAGCAUUUAACAGCAGUUAAAAAAUCUCUGUUGCUGUUUUUAAACACUUUUUUAACAAAGACUUUCUUAACAAAGGAUCGGACUUUGAGGUUACAAAAACAUAAAAAUAAAAUGCGUGACCAUUUUUAUUGUCCAAAUAUUUCUGUUAUUACGGAAGAUAUCACAGAAGUCAACCAGCUGCCUAAAUCAGAAAUGCCUUUUUUUACUAUAACUUUGCUAAUGAAAUCUUAAGGUUCAGCAUCUGGUACAUGAUGAUAGAUGGAACUGAUUCAUUGUUAAUGUUUAUUUACUCUUCUUCACAACAUUCACAAAGUGUGAUCGCACCAUGUUUUGGUUAAUCCCUAACUGUAGACAUUGAUGUAAACAGCACUAACAAAAGUCAAUUAUCAUUUGUACAAACAAGUAAAACUAUUCGAGUGGGUGUAUUGGAUUCUAAAAGCAUUGCCAUUAAUGCGAGAAUGUGCAAGCCAUCACAUGACCGAGAUGUUUUUUAGAUGAAUAAGCAGUUUCACCGUCUUUGUUUGUUGCAGUUGUUUAUAAUAAUGAGCCACUUUGUUACUGUGAACAAUUCUUUCUUGCACCAUUAAUACAUGUCUUUGUCAUACA